Messenger RNA from Brugia malayi, 2685 nucleotides. RefSeq lists its product as uncharacterized. The record is from RefSeq and is a predicted model, not a curated record. Gene Ontology annotation, molecular function: DNA-binding transcription factor activity, RNA polymerase II-specific; RNA polymerase II cis-regulatory region sequence-specific DNA binding. Gene Ontology annotation, biological process: regulation of transcription by RNA polymerase II. The transcript has 18 exons. Bases 1 to 2685 code for a protein of 894 amino acids. NCBI's taxonomy places the organism in Eukaryota, Metazoa, Nematoda, Chromadorea, Rhabditida, Onchocercidae.
AUGUCAAGUAUGUUUAUUGAGUGUACUUCACGAGACAACAAACCUAGAAAUGAACCUGCUAAUACAAAUGCGGGAAGACCUAUGGAAGGCUCAGGCAUAUCGAAGAAUCUUGCAAAUGUAUCAGGUGAUGUGCCAGUUGGUGGAACAAUCUCAUUUCAGGUUACAGCUUGUAAACAGCAAGAGGGAGGGCUCAAAAGAGCAAGUGCUGAAACUUUGGUGACUGAUACAUCUGAUAUUGAAGCAAGCACGAGUACGGCUUUAAGCUGCAGGAAUAUAUCAUCAAAUAGUCUCCUCGAUCGGCGGCAACCAUUAGUUACGGAUAACAGCGUUUCCAGAUCAUCGUGCAAACGCAAACCAGCCUUACCAAAAAAACGACCCAGCACUAUGCAGGAGCCUGUGAUCAUAAGUGCUGAAACAGGUGAAGCUGUUGAUGAUGAUACCACUCUUACGGAAGAUUCGGUUUGUUCAUCAGGAAAUGUUAUCGCCGGCAAGGAUUGUAGAUUUGAGAAUAACAAUAUGAAAGGAAAAACUGCAGAAUCAGCUGACUUCUGUAAAGGUGGCACUGAUUUACAACGAUUAUUAUCAACGACAGAGAAAUGUAUACCUCCAAACUUGUGUGGUGCAACGGAUGCAGCGAAUAUUUUGCAUUGUGAUAGCGAGCUCCUAAAUGGUGAAAUUAAAGCGGAACAUUGGGAAACUUCAUCGAUCUCUUCUACUUCCGAUGCACUGAUGAUAGAUACACGGUCAAACAGCUUAUCGUCGUUAGAAGAUGUUAAUGGAAAGCAACAAAAUGUGGAAUCGUCUGUUAUCACAGAUAUAAUUGACUAUGUGGAUUCUACUGAACAUAAUAUGGGUUCAUCAAAGGCUCUUCAUGGACCUGUGGAUAUACAACUUACCGAGAAUUCACCUUCACAAACCGAUAGUUCAGUGGACAGAACAAAUAAAUAUCAAGAAGCGACCGAUACGAAAAUUUGCAAGCUCUCUGAACAAUUUGUGGAUCAACGGAAUGGUUCGAAUAUGUCGAAUUUGAAUGAUGUCUUGAUUUUGAAUGCUGCAGUGAACAGUUUUCUUUGGGCCAAUGCAGCUGCCGGAACGGAUGGAGCAAAUGCUUUCAUCACUCCGGAAAUGCUUGCAUCUCUCUCAGCUGCUGGUUUAUCACCCUCUUUAAGCGUUCCAUGUGCCUCCAAUCUUACCGACAAGCCGUAUGACAGCGUGUUACUUAAAACAGCAAGUUUAUCACCGAAUGGUUCAGCUAUAUCCAUGAAGCACGAGUUACUUAUUAAUAAUGCUCAUUCAACGGCAACGGAUUCAUUGCAUCAGAGAACAGCUUUUGAUUUGGCUGAGCAUGUUGCACCUAAAUUGGUACCAGAACCGGCGGAAUACGUGGAUGUUUGUGAAGUACUUUCUCCGCAGUAUGAAACGUUAAAACCGCUUAUGCCACUACAGCCUAUUUCUGCAAACGAAGCUAUGUUACCUGCAUGUGAAACUUUGCUAUUUAAUCAGCGGGCUGAAUUGGUAACCAAAGCGUCACCAUAUUAUACCAAUGAUGCAAUUCAUCAUUCAUGUGGCGGUUGUGAUAAUUCAUCUUUUCCCGGUUUGAUGAGUGUUGAUCAGCAGCAAAGCGCAAAUAUGUUGCUCUUAGAAGCAGCAGCUGCUGCUACAGCUGCAGGAACGAUACGAGAUUUACUAGGGAUUACAUCAACAAAUGGUAAUGACGCGACAGCGAUUGAUGUUAUGAAUAGCCCUAAACCGAAGUUAUCUGCAGUUCCAUCAACGUCUGCUACGGCGGAAAUUGUUGCUACCAGUACUCCAAACAUCUUUUUUAAUGAUGAUCAUAAUGGAAUCAGCAAAAAACACGAUCAGCGUUUAGGGGAUCAUUCUUCACUCAAUGGUAGAGCAGCAUCUGCCGGUGAAAAUGCUAAUAUGUUGGGUGAUCCAAAACGUCAGUCGAAUAAAGCAGUGAAGUGCAAAAUUAGUGAUAUAAAAUUAAGCGUUAAAAGGAGAGCAAACGAAGAGACUCUGAGCAGUGCAGCACGUGCAAUUACUAAAGAAGAAAAGAUUGAUUUGGAUGAGCUGGAAAAUUUUGCUCAAACAUUCAAAAAGCAACGCAUCAAGUUUGGUUUCACUCAAGGUGAUGUUGGUCUUGCUCUUGGACGCCGUUAUGGAACUGAUUUUUCGCAAACAACUAUAUCACGUUUCGAAGCACUAAAUUUGUCCUUCAAAAAUAUGUGCAAAUUACGGCCAUUGCUCAAAGAAUGGUUGGAGGAUGCAGAAGCGGCAUUGGCCAACGGCGCUACUAUCAGUGAUCUCUUGGAUGCACCUUCUAAAGAGCCAAUUCCACAAUAUCCAACAUCGGUGAUACAUUUGCCACUGAAUAAUAACAAACCGAGCUCUUUAAUGAGCAUUAAUGCAAGCAGUGGUAAUAAAAUGCCAUGCGACGAGUUACCAUCACCAAAUGGAUCUACUGUGUGCAGUUCAGGCGCUGGUGGUGGUGUUCCGCUGAAAAAACGUCGAAAACGAACCAACUUGGAUUUAGCACAGCGUUCAGCACUGGAUGCUUACUUUGACAUGAACCCACGUCCGGACCACGAUAGAAUGGCGGAAAUCGCCGAAUUGGUAGGGCUAGAUCGAGAUGUAGUUCGCGUAUGGUUUUGCAAUCGACGACAGAAACUUCGUAAAGAAUAA